Molecule: messenger RNA, 3316 nt
Organism: Mizuhopecten yessoensis (Yesso scallop)
Lineage: Eukaryota; Metazoa; Mollusca; Bivalvia; Pectinida; Pectinidae
Product: hemicentin-1-like
Exons: 15
Coding region: 343-2688 (781 amino acids)
Biological process (GO): cell-cell adhesion
Cellular component (GO): cell-cell junction
Molecular function (GO): cell adhesion molecule binding
Source: RefSeq, a predicted model, not a curated record
AACCGCUAUUCUCUUAGUGAGUUGUCUGAGUAAUAACAUGCAUUGUGUUACAAUCUAUCUCAAAAUCAAGUGCUGCAUGUAAAAAGAUCUUCUGUCAACACACCUACACAAAACAGACCGGGAAACGUAUAGCGUGAUUCGGAUACGCAUCAAUGAUCACAUGUUAUAUAUAGAAAAUUAUUCGGGACAGGGUAUUCAUGACUUAAAAUCAGACCAGGAAGUGAAUUUAUUCAUUUAAUAUCUAAUACAAAAUGUAUAUGUUGAAAUAAGGCAUAGGGGGUGGAAGAGAGGAUUCGGAAUAACCCCGAUACAAGGAAGCACUGGGCAGGUGGGAAUGCAGUUAUGAUGAGUGAGGACCAUUCUAAUAUCUCUGUCAUUUCAAUGUUUGGCCUUUUACUAGUACUGUUUUCAUCGACAGGAGCGGUAAGAUUAUCAGGAUCUUCUGACUAUGCUGUCCCUGGGAGUCCUUUUAAUUUAAUAUGUGACGUUCCAGAUGUAGCUGAAAAUGUCACAUUUUAUAGAAGUCCUGAUCGGGUUGUCGGCAGUGUUAAAGUGUUGAAUGCGUCGUGCUACUAUUACAAUGAAACCAGUGACAUUCCUUGUGGCGAAUCUUUCUGUGAAUGUCUGCCUUCAGGAGAUGGCGUUGGCAGAAAAUUCAACUGGACGAUCAGACCAACAGCGCAGGAUCAUUCUUCAUCUUGGUUUUGUGUUCGAUACAAUCCAUGGAGGAUCGACGAAACAUUGAACAGCCCGGACUACAUUCUUCAAAUAGCGAAAAGUCCAGAUGGAGAUAUAUCCCUGAACCCUCCGAGUACCAACUACAACAAAAAAGAGGGCGAAAUAUUACCGGAUAUCACAUGUAUAGCUGACUGUAGACCUGGCUGUAAAUUUGUCUGGACAAAGCCGGACUACACAAACUUCACUUCAUCUGUAUUGUCACUGAGUCAACUUAACAGAACGGAACAAGGGACAUACAGGUGUACAGCAAGGAAUACAUACGGAACAAACUCGAUCACAGUCAUGGUGAUAGUUAAUUACGGUCCAGGCGAAUCUGUUGCUCUAAGCCCGCCGACUAGCGUGUACAUCAGAAAUGAGGGUGUCACCUUACCGGAUAUCAACUGCAUAGCUGACUGUAGACCUAGCUGUACAUUUUUCUGGACAAAGCCGGAUAAAAUCAUCUUCGUUGCCUCAUCUUCAUCUGUGUUGUCACUCGGACAACUGGAUAGGUCAGAACACGGGCGUUACAGGUGUAAUGCAAGGAAUGAAGUCAGCAAUACCACACGAGAAAUCAACGUUACAGUACAAUAUCCCCCACAUAUUCUGAGUCUCUCGUACGACCAAGGUAAUGCUAACGUGAAAGAGAAUGAGGCGAAAUCAAUGUCUUGUGCAGUAGACAGUUACCCAUCCUCCACUAUCACGUGGUACUUCAAUAAUAUAACCUUAUUGACCACCUUUGACGUUAUGGAGAGUACCUACAUCCUCGCUAAUGCUGGCUGUCAAGACACAGGAAUCUACACCUGCUCUGCAAGAAACAGUGCAUCAAAUGCACCAUAUACUAUGGAUAUAUAUAUUAAUGUCUUGUGUAAACCGAGGAUUGAUACUAGAGUAAACACAGUUUUUACGAUCGGAAUCGGUUUAUCAAGGGACCUGGUUCUAACUGCAUCUUACCUGUCAAACCCGGAACCAACAUUCACCUGGCUGUUUCACAUGGCGGCUAAAACUGAAGACCUCGUGCACGGGAAAGAACGUGUUUCCAUACGUAGCACAUAUCAUGCCACUGAUCUGGCUGCUGUCUCUACUCUAACGAGAUCAAGAAUGGAGGAGAGGUGGUUCGGGAUUUACAUCGUAACCGUUACCAAUGACCAAGGCAGUGAUACAGUGGUGUACACAGUGACUGCAGCCGAUAAACCCAACCCUCCCGUCCAAGGCAAAGCUGACUGUCCUUUCGCCAACAGAGCCCUUUUGAGUUGGAUCUCAGAUUUCAAUGGCGGUUCAGAGCAAAAAUUCGUUGUGGGGAUGAAGGGCGAUCAAGAGGACACUUAUGUCAUCAACACAAAUACAAAAUACGAUGAUCCAGGACGUGGUAAACGUAUCGACGCAGAACUUUCUGAUCUAUUGCCGGAUAGACUGUAUUUUUUCAGCGUCAUUGCAAUUAAUGAACAUGGCAAUUCAAGUCUCGUGAAUGAAGUGAAUUGUACGACUAAAGCAAUUCCAGUGGUUGAGGGUUCUAACACAGCGGGGAUCGUCGUUGGAGUGGUGGUUUCCAUUUUAAUCAUUGCUGCACUCUCUAUCGCGGUCGUCAUAUUCAGGAGGAAGAUGUUUACAUAUUGCAAGAAAGGUAAAAAACAUGAUGAUACGCAAAUGACAAGUCCUAGAAAUGGUUUAGAUCCAGAACAACUUUACCAGAAUCAAGUGGUUGAUGAAGCCGAAGCAAUCCAAGUCAGUGAAGGAAAUAGGAUCAGCACCUACGAGUCAUUGCAAGCACAUGUCAACCCUGAUAUCUACGAUGAUUUGCACGCCUCUCCAGACAAACAGACAGGACCUGCAACAGGAGAAGGAGACCCUAAAGCAACUAAAAAGGACCUCAAAAUGUCGAACCAAUACGAGAACGUGAAAUAUUCCGAAUCUGAGCCAACCUAUAUCAAUGCCGUCAAAAAGAAGAAGCACAAAAAGAAAAACAAAAGUUGAACAUAACAUGGAAGAAUUGAAAAUACCACUUCUUUGUGAGGAGGGUUGAGAGUUCACUGUUUGCAUCACACAGGAGUGGUUGAUUGUUAUUUGAAUAAGCUGUAAUGGCGAACCCAAUGCAUGGCUCAAUCUUAGGUGACAAAAUGGAUGACGUUACCUUGUAAUACUACAUAAAUUGGUGACGCGAUUGUGACGUUUCAGAAUAACUGCGUGUAAAACAGGUUUGUCUUUUCCCUAGCAAAAUCGGGAAUUCGCCUAUGAAAUGUUGGAGAAAAAAUAUCAUUGUUGCAGUACAAAGAUAAAUGCAAAUAUAGCAAUGUGUUAUGAUGAUGUGAAUUAAUUAUAUUAAUCCAAAAGUGAAAUUAGUAUAAGUGUACAUUUAUAUAUAUAUGAACAGUCCUCAUUAUCGCUACAUCCUACUUCGCAAUAUUAUCAUUUGUAGAAAAACAUUUGAAUGGAUUAUUUUUCGUAAAAGAUUUUCGUGCUCAUCGAUUUGAUCCUGCUUCGUUUCUGCUGUUGUCUUAGUUUAAACGGUAUUUUAUUCAAUAAUCAGGCAAUGUUAUCAUUACACAUACAUGUAUAAUAUCAGAGGGAUUGGAAUACAAGUUUGGAGUGUAUUAAUAUUUUU